Coniosporium apollinis CBS 100218 is the source of this 516-nucleotide messenger RNA. RefSeq lists its product as uncharacterized. The coding region runs from base 1 to 516 and encodes 171 amino acids. The transcript has a single exon. The record is from RefSeq and is a predicted model, not a curated record. Lineage: Eukaryota; Fungi; Ascomycota; Dothideomycetes.
AUGUCCUUCACAGCCGUCAACCUCCCCCUCCCCAUCCUCCUCCAUUCCCUCUCCCUAACCGGACUGGGCCUAACUCUCCUCCUCCGCCCCCACCGCUCCCCUUUCUCCUUCCUGACGCGCCGCGAGAUCUUCGCCUCCAACAUCUCACUUCCCUCCUCUUCCUCCCCCGCUAAACCCGCCGACUCCGCAACCACCGCCUCCGCCUCCGUCGCACACCCCUUCCCCCGCCGCGUAAUCGACACAACCGCCCACGCCGGCACAGCCGUCACAGCCGUCGGCCUCUGCUACCUCGCAACGUCCUACAUGCCGAUCGAGGAGAACCAGUUCCUGCACGCGACGGUGCCGAUCCGGGUUGUGACGGUCGGGCUGCUGUUGAGCACCCUGGUGCUGCGAGGCAGCGAGAUGAGUCAGGAGGGGUGGUGGGAGCAUCUAGGGUUGGCGGUGUGGGAUGGGAUUGGGGCUGUGGGGCUGGGACUUUAUUUGGGGAGCUGGGACGGCCGGAUACCCGCGCGGUGA